Protopolystoma xenopodis is the source of this 585-nucleotide messenger RNA. Lineage: Eukaryota; Metazoa; Platyhelminthes; Monogenea; Polystomatidea; Polystomatidae. The record is from the annotation of a GenBank genome assembly.
AUGCCGAGGGGUAGAUCAAAACCCGGCAGAGGUGAGACCGGCAGGUUGGGGCGCCAAAUACAAGAACGCAUUCCGGGCAUCGCAAUUCUGACAAGACCAAACGAAGCCCUAAUGGAGGACAAACGCACACGUCUGUAUGAACGACGAAAAUGUCCGGCAGACAAGGAAGCUGAGCCAGACAGGCCGAGAUGUGGAAAUGAGAUGGGGAUUUGUUGCCGUCUCAACCGGCGGAUCAGAGAUGCCCAGACAGACUCGCAGACCCAAGCAUACCUUGGAACGGUAGAGGAGGCGAGAAGGGCCGUCCGCGCUUCGAGGGGACUGAUUGUGUCUGCGACAGCCGGCAACGACGUCAAGUCGGCUUUGACAAACGAGAUGGCGCACCGAUUGCCACAUCCACGUCUUGUUCACACCCAGCGCCAGCCCAACAGGCAGGCCUCAAACGCCGGUGAAAUCUUCUUCUCGGACCCGCCGACAGUGCUCGUGACAGAUUGGGCGCCCACUCAAGCGCCAUACUCAAAGUAUGGUGCUUUGAGGAGGCAACUUCUAAAGAGGCUUCGAAGUAAGGCUUCUUUAAAGGUAGAAUAA